AUGGCGAAGACCAAACCAGGAAAUAAGAAAGACUACAAACGCGAAAAAGCUGCCCUCAAUCGCGAUAUUGAAGGCGCGGUCCCUUUUGCGAAAAAGGCAUUGGAAUUGGUGGAUGUACAGGCAAUUGAGGCACUCCCUGUAUUAAAUUUAUUAGGGGAGGUUCAUGUGGAAUUGGGAGAUGUCGAUUCAGCGAGACAAUAUUUUAUGCAAGCCGCAGGAAUAGAUGAGGAUGGAGAAGUUAGUGAGGAACUUGGAGGUGGAGCGGAGAAAUUCUUAUGGUUGGCACAAUUGAGUGAGGAUGGUGGAGAGGAUAGUGUUGGAUGGUAUGAGAAGGGAGCUAUUAGUCUUAAAGCACAGAUUGGAGCUUUAUUGGAGAAGAUGGAGAAGAAUAAGUUGGAUGAUGCAGGACUUGCUAUUUUGGAAGAGAAGAGGAGGAAGUUGGCGGUGGCGCUUUGUGGUGUUGUAGAGGUUUACAUGACUGAUUUAUCAUGGGAAGAGGAUGCAGAACAGAAAUGCGAGGCGUUGGUCACAGAAGCUACAAUGGUCGCACCAAAUUAUCCUGAGCCAUGGCAGACAUUGGCAAAUGUUAGGAUAUCACAGACUAGGAUGGGAGAUGCACAAGCAGCCCUGAAGAGGAGUUUAGAUCUGUGGAAAGAUUUACCUCCCGAGAAUGAUGUCGUCCCGGAUUUCCCCACGAAAGUCAGUCUAGCAAGAUUAUUGAUGGAGGCAGAUAUGGAUAUAGAAGCCAUUGAAGUACUGGAACGUUUAGUGGGAGAGGAUGAUACUAGUGUUGAGGUCUGGUACUUGGGUGGUUGGGGAUUAUACAUCAUGGGAGAAAAACAAAAGAAUGGGGAGAACGCACAGCAAGAAAACAAUGUCGAUGGGGAAAGUUGGAAGGUCUCUUGGAUUUCAAGUCAACAGUGGCUAAAUCAUUGCCUUCGACUUUUUGAGCAACAAGAUUAUGAAGAUGAACGUCUUGGGGCACACGCUAAGGAGCUUAUUUCCAUUUUAAAUACUGAAUUAGGAGAGGAAGCAGUCAACGCCGAAGCCGAAGUUGAAGGGGAUGGGGAUGGGGAAGGUUGGGAGUACAGUGAUGAUGAUGAAGAAAUGGUCGAAUCAUGA
Molecule: messenger RNA, 1122 nt
Organism: Sclerotinia sclerotiorum 1980 UF-70
Lineage: Eukaryota; Fungi; Ascomycota; Leotiomycetes; Helotiales; Sclerotiniaceae
Exons: 2
Coding region: 1-1122 (373 amino acids)
Molecular function (GO): protein binding
Source: RefSeq, a predicted model, not a curated record